AUGCUGGAAAACCCUCCGCCACCGGAAUCCGCCACUACGGUGAAGCGCUAUGCUCCACCCAAUCAGAGAAACCGUUCUACCCACAGACGCAAAUCAUCUGAUCGGCUUGAUCGAACUAACAGCGCUGGGAGUGAUUUAGAAAAGAAUCAAGUUACUUCUUCGAGAAACUUUCAAGUUCCAGAUCACGGAGAUGCUAGCAGCAGUAAUAUUCUUCAUGAGAAUCAUUAUUCAAGAUUCAUUGCUUUAGAAGGCUGUAGUAGCAGUGCAGCUUCCCAGCUUCUCAAUGAUCGUUGGACAGCUGCAAUACAGUCCUACAAUAAUCCCAAAGAUUCAUCUGAAAAACCAGUUAUGUAUUCUGGCGGGACAUCAGUUUGGACUCAGUUCAGACUCCCUCAUCAGAUUAUGUCACCAGCUGCUAGUGCUCCCCCUUCUGUGUCACAGCGGGACUUCCUGGUAGAACUUCGUCGCCAAAUGCACAGCGCCAAUUCUAGUUUCAACACAUGA
This is a messenger RNA of Lathyrus sativus (Indian pea), 504 nucleotides long. The record is from the annotation of a GenBank genome assembly. NCBI's taxonomy places the organism in Eukaryota, Viridiplantae, Streptophyta, Magnoliopsida, Fabales, Fabaceae.